Messenger RNA from Psammomys obesus (fat sand rat), 3369 nucleotides. It is a transcript of the gene Ttyh2, whose product is annotated as tweety family member 2. The coding region runs from base 49 to 1647 and encodes 532 amino acids. NCBI's taxonomy places the organism in Eukaryota, Metazoa, Chordata, Mammalia, Rodentia, Muridae. The transcript has 14 exons. Gene Ontology annotation, cellular component: plasma membrane. Gene Ontology annotation, molecular function: volume-sensitive chloride channel activity; intracellularly calcium-gated chloride channel activity. The record is from RefSeq and is a predicted model, not a curated record.
UUAGCGACGCUGGCAGUUGCAGUGGAGCCGCUGCAGUUUGCCCAAGCCAUGCCGGCGGCGCGCGUGGAGUACAUCGCGCCCUGGUGGGUCGUAUGGCUGCACAGCGUCCCGCACCUCGGCCUGCGCCUGCAGCGGGUGGACAGCACCUUUAGCCCCGGCGACGAGACAUACCAGGAGUCGCUGCUCUUCCUGGGGGUGCUGGCUGCCAUUGGCCUGGGCCUGAACCUCAUCUUCCUCGCCGUUUACCUGGUGUGCGCAUGCUGCUGCCGGCGGGACCACUCGGCGCAGAGCAAGCAGCCCAACUCCUUCUGCGUCACCUGGACGGCGGUGGUCGCUGGACUCAUCUGCUGUGCUGCGGUGGGUGUUGGUUUCUAUGGAAACAGCGAGACAAACGACGGGGUGCACCAGCUGAUCUACUCCCUGGACAACGCGAACCACACCUUCUCUGGAAUUGACGAGCUGGUAUCUGGAAACACCCAGAAGAUGAAGAUGGAGCUGGAACAGCACCUGGCCCGGCUCAGCGAGAUCUUUGCUGCUCGGGGUGACUACAUCCAGACCCUGAGGUUCAUGCAGCAGAUGGCAGGCAACGUCGUCAGCCAGCUCUCGGGGCUGCCCGUGUGGAGGGAGGUCACCGUGCAGCUGACCGAGCUGUCCCACCAGACUGCCUACGUAGAAUACUACAGGUGGCUUUCCUACCUCCUGCUUUUCAUCCUGGACCUGGUCAUCUGCCUUGUCACCUGCCUGGGACUGGCCAGGCGCUCCAGGUGUCUCCUAGCCUCCAUGCUGUUCUGUGGAGUGCUGACCCUGAUCCUCAGCUGGGCUUCCCUGGCUGCUGAUACCGCCGCAGCGGUGGGCACCAGUGACUUCUGUAUGGCUCCUGACAUCUACAUUCUGAACAACACACAGAACCAGGUCAGCUCAGAGGUGACCCGCUACUACCUGUAUUGCAGUCAGAGCCUAAGCAGCCCCUUCCAGCAGUCACUGACCGUCUUCCAGCGCUCACUGACCACCAUGCAGAUCCAGGUGGUAGGUCUGCUGCAGUUUGCUGUGCCCCUCUUCCCUACAGCAGAGAAAGACCUCCUUGGCAUCCAGCUUCUGCUAAACUCCUCUGAGACCAGCCUGCACCACCUGACUGCCAUGUUGGAUUGCCGAGGGCUGCACAAGGACUACCUGGACGCCCUCACUGGCAUCUGCUAUGACGGCAUUGAGGGCCUGCUCUUCCUCGGUCUCUUCUCUCUCCUGGCUGCCCUGGCUUUCUCCAUCCUGACCUGUGCAGGGCCUCGGGCCUGGAAACACUUCAUCAACAGGGACAGAGACUAUGAUGACAUUGAUGAGGAUGACCCUUUCAACCCCCAAGCUCGGCGCAUCGCAGCCCACAACCCGACGAGGGGGCAACUGCACAGUUUCUGCAGCUACAGCAGCGGCCUCGGCAGCCAGUGCAGCCUUCAGCCUCCUGCCCAGACCAUCUCCAAUGCCCCUGUCUCCGAGUACAUGAAUCAGGCCAUCCUCUUUGGUGGGAACCCACGAUACGAAAACGUGCCACUCAUCGGGAGAGGUUCCCCUCCACCCACAUAUUCUCCCAGCAUGAGGGCCACCUACAUGUCCGUGGCAGAUGAGCACCUGAGACACUACGAGUUCCCAUCCUAGGUACCUGCCUCCUCCUUCCAGCUUGGUUUUCAGCAGAUGCAGAACCCAGCUGAGUUUCUGCAAUAGAAGCCGAAAGUUCCUGGACCCGAGCAGGCUCCCGUGGCUGCAGAGACACAGCUGGGACUCCUGACCAAAGUCCUCAGGUGGAUACCAGGCCCGUGACUAGACCAGCCUCUCCUGCCUUAACUCCCUAGGACUCAGCUGCUUUUCUCGACCCGGCUGCCUGGUUCAGCCCACCCACCCUGGGCAGAUGAGAAGUGGCGGUGAGAAAGGGACCACACCCUAAGAGCCCUGUUCUCUCUAGGUCUUGCCACUGGACCCCUGCCUCUUGUGAGGAGUGGCCCUAUGCCCAGGCCACACCUUCCAGUUACUCUGUCUUUGGUUCCUAGGCAGGUGACAGUUGGAGGUAUAUUAGGAGAACACUUGGUCCAGGAUUCGCAUUCUGGGACCACACAGACUCUGCCUAGACCUCAGAAGGGUAGCAUCAAGAGAACUCCCAAGAGGAGAUUGGUGGCUUCAGCCUGGGCACUCAGCCUGGCAGCCUUGGGCAGAAGCAUGAGGGUAAAGCCUGCCACAUUCUGGAGCCAGGUCUCAGCUGCUGGUGGGGACCGUCUCAGGUAUGAAAAGACACUUCAAAAGCAACUGAACUCUCAUCCCCAGUGGCUGAAAACAUUCUGAUGAUCCAAAGACUCACACCUCCCUCAAGGACACAUCAGGUUUUGUGGUAAAUUCAGGCUCAGGUCUUCCUCCUGAUCCUACUGUGGCUCUCACACAAGCCAUCCUGCAGUCUGGAGGAGAGGCUGAGAAGAGGUUGUGGGGUUUGGGGGUUUUGUUGCAGUCUCAUUAUAUAGCCAUGACUGACCUAGAACUCACAGAGUACGGAGUCUAAAGGCAUGUGCUGCCACACCAGGCCAGGAGUGGAUUUGUUUUGGUUUUUGUUUUUAGAGUCUUGGGGACAGGGUUUCUCUGUGUAGCCCUGGCUGUCCUGGAAUUCAUUCUGUAGAUCAGACUGACCUUGAAUUCAGACAUCCAUCUGCCUCCACCUUGAGAAUGCUUUGGAUCAAAGGCGUACACCAUGAUACCCUGUCCAUUUUUUUUAUAUAUAUAAAAUAAAAGAUUGGUGAGACAUUCUGUCCCAGAUGGCUGGAGAAGGAUAUCUGGGGCCUUGUAAAGGGAGAGACAUGAAAACUAAGAAGUUCUGAGGGCCUUUCUCGAUUCUGAGGAGCAGCCAUUUUGUAGCCAGGAGAAAAUAACGACCCCUGUCCUGCCUGCUGAGGGACCAGGUGCUUAGGAUCUUUGGUGCUUCCAGCCUCCUGCCAACCCUGUGUACACUACACCCUGAAGCCCCAUGGCCUUGUACGGCUAAGCAGGGCCUGGGUGAUGGUGUGGGACAGGGCUGUUUCCAUUUCAGAAGAGCCACACUGCCAUCACACCGGCAGCUCCCAGCCGAGCCACGGGGUGGCGGUGUCACUGUGUCUCAUGUUAACCUGUGUAUCCUGUGAGCCACCUUUACAUGUCUGUGUCCUGUGCAGACUUGGAGCUGCGGCCUUGGCCUCAGACAUCGCUUCUAAUGUUUCCUCUGCAGCAACCGAAGGACUUUUUAAUGCAUGUACAUUAAACUAAACCCCCCCCCCCAGGUUCUGCAGGAGCCAAGUGGGCUUCUGCUUGACACACGCUCGCCCUCACCUGAGCCAAGAAAUAAACCAUUUCUCAAGAUGUGCA